Limulus polyphemus (Atlantic horseshoe crab) is the source of this 1297-nucleotide messenger RNA. RefSeq lists its product as uncharacterized. The transcript has 4 exons. The record is from RefSeq and is a predicted model, not a curated record. NCBI's taxonomy places the organism in Eukaryota, Metazoa, Arthropoda, Merostomata, Xiphosura, Limulidae. Bases 411 to 1094 code for a protein of 227 amino acids.
CUGCCUACUUAUAAGUUAUAGUCCAAAAUUCAGGUUAUAUAUGUGGUUUUAGCUAAGUUUAUUGUUUUUGCUUAUUGGAUCAAGUAAAUAAGUUAGAUCAUGAAUUUUUAACUUGGCCACAGAACAAUUGGCAUUGGCAAGUUCCAACCUUUUUAUAGUUAUACUGCUUACUCUCAAUCAUGGAUGAAUCAACAAUAUAUGAACGCUGAAUGCAAGCUAGUAAAAUAUUGGACUGCCCUCUAGUUUUUGGGCUUUGAGAUUUAUCUCCUUUUUAAUGUUUUAAAGGAUUCUCAUAUACCUCCAGAGUUUCACUGUGGUGACCGUGUGAAAUAUCUAGGAUAACUUGCAAAGCAACAAGAAGGACGUUUCUAGUUAUAUGUUUGUGUUGGCACGAUUCUCUUAUCAGGACGAUGCAAAAAGAAGGCAUUUCUAAAAAGCACAAACAGAAAAGUAAAAAGAAGGCUGCUAAAGAAAGUAAAACUUCAGUUCUGGAAAAAGCCCAUAAAUAUGUGGAGGCAACAAUUACUAGUGUAGAAGAUAAAUCAGGUCAGUAUGAGAAUAAAAGGAAACUAGAAACAGACUUUGGUGAGGGUGAGGAAGUGGUUUUUAAAAGAAAAGCUACAGAAGCUGACAAAGAAAGAAAACGAGAGAAAAGUCGCCUGAAGCGUCAAAAGAAGAAAGAACAAAAGGCUAAGAAACACUCGGAGGAAACGGGUGCCAAGGCCAAAGAAAAUGCUCUUUUAUACUUGAAGUUGUGGCACACUGAUCGACAUAAUUGGUCUUUCAAAAAAAUUCAACAAAUAUGGCUUUUGAAGAACCUUUACCAAACGGAGCAGAUAUCUGAUGAUGAAUUUGAGAUUCUGCUGGAAUACUUAGUAGGGUUAAAGGGGGCAGCUAGAGAACGACUGGUGGAGGAGGCAGAGAAGUUGAUACGGACAUGGGAGAUUCAACUUCAAACAGAAAAUCCCGGUUCCGAUGACGAAAGGAUUGGACUUAAUGACAGAGCAAGAAGUUUUACAGAUCUUUGUAUUGGAGAGAAAGUAACAGAAUCUGGCUACAAUCGAGCGAGGAUGAUUAUCCAGAUGCUGGAAUGAAAACAUGUAUUUCUGUACAAAAUGAUGGAUACGAAGAUAUCUAUUAGUUGCCCAUUGUUGAUAAGAACAUUUAAGGUGCUUGAGAGACAAGUAUAUCGUCGUUAUUCUACAUUGAUGCUAGGUAAAUACAAGGAAGACUUGUUCACUGUAGAGAAAAACAAGCAACGUUACGGUUCAGUAAUGAAAUGUUUUUUAACAUACCA